This is a messenger RNA of Pan troglodytes (chimpanzee), 2777 nucleotides long. RefSeq lists its product as uncharacterized. The record is from RefSeq and is a predicted model, not a curated record. The coding region runs from base 86 to 1357 and encodes 423 amino acids. The transcript is spliced from 8 exons. NCBI's taxonomy places the organism in Eukaryota, Metazoa, Chordata, Mammalia, Primates, Hominidae.
AGUGCCACUAUCUGUGCUGAGUUUUUCAAAGGUCAGAGCAGAUUGAACCUUUGUGGUUUCAUUUUCCCUGAUUUUGAUUAUUCUCAUGGGGAACCUGUGUGGCUGCAUUCAAGGUGACCCGAAGAAGCCUUCCAAAAGGCGUGUGAAAAGGGAGCCCUCCUCUACUACCAAGGUGACUUCAGGGAGCACAUUCAAUGAGAAUACAAGAAGAUAUGCUGUGCACACCAACCAGUGUCGGAGACCUCAUGGCUCCCGGGUAAAGAAGAAGAGGUACCCACAAGAAGAUGACUUCCAUCAUACAGUCUUCAGCAACCUUGAAAGAUUGGACAAGCUUCAGCCCACUCUUGAAGCCUCUGAGGAGUCUCUAGUUCACAAGGACAGAGGAGAUGGAGAGAGGCCAGUCAACGCGAGGGUGGUGCAGGUGGCCCCUCUGAGGUGUGAAUCUACUCCCCAUGAGGACACCGUACACGACAUCACUAACGAGGACGCCACACACGACAUCGCUAACAAGGACACUGUACACGACAUCGCUAACGAGGCCGCCGACAAGGGCAUCGACAACGAGGACGCCGCCCAGGGCAUCGCCAACGAGGACGCCGCCCACGGCAUCGCCAGCGAGGACGCCGCCCACGGAAUCACCAGCGAGGACGCCGCCCACGGAAUCGCCAACGAGGAUGCCGCCCAGGGCAUCGCCAAGGAGGACGCCGCCCAGGGCAUCGCCAACGUGGUCGCCGUCCAGGGCAUCGCCAACGAGGACGCCGCCCAGGGCAUCGCCAACGUGGUCGCCAUCCAGGGCAUCGCCAACGAGGAUGCCGCCCAGGGCAUCGCCAACGUGGUCGCCGUCCAGGGCAUCGCCAACGAGGACGCCGCCCAGGGCAUCGCCAACGUGGUCGCCGUCCAGGGCAUCGCCAACGUGGACGCCGUCCAUGGCAUCGCCAAGGAGGACGCCGCCCAGGGCAUCGCCAACGUGGACGCCGUCCAUGGCAUCGCCAAGGAGGACGCCGCCCAGGGCAUCGCCAACGAGGAUGCCGCCCAGGGUAUCGCCAAGGAGGACGCCGUCCACGGCAUCACCAACGAGGACGCCGCCCAGGGCAUCGCCAACGAGGACGCCGCCCAGGGCAUCGCCAUCGCUAAUGAGGAUGCCAUAUAUGACAUCGCUAAUGACACCGUACAAGGCAUGUUAACGAGGACAUCGUACAAGCCAUCGCUAACAAGUACACUGUACACAACAUCGCUAAUGAGGGCACUGUACAAGACAUCACCAAUGAGGACGCUUUAUACGACAUUGCUAAUGGCACCGACAAGGCAUGCUAACGUGGACGCUGUACACGACAUUGCUAAUGAGGACACCAUAUAAGACAUCGCUAGUAACUAUCGCAAGAACAAAAAACCAAACACCGCAUAUUCUCACUCAUAGGUGGGAAUUGAACAAUAAGAUCACAUGGACACAGGAAGGGGAAUAUCACACUCUGGGGACUGUUGUGGUGGGGGGGUGGAGGGAUAGCAUCGGGAGAUAUACCUAAUGCUAGAUGAUGAGUUAGUGGGUGCAGCGCACCAGCAUGGCACAUGUAUACAUAUGUAACUAACCUGCACAAUGUGCACAUGUACCCUAAAACUUAAAGUAUAUAUAAAAAAAAAAGACAUCGCUAGUGAGCACGCUGUAUACGACAUCACUAAUGAGGACGCUAUAUAUGACAUCGCUGAUGAGGACAUUGUAUACGACAUCACUAAUGAGGACACCAUACAAGGCAUUGCUAACGAUGACGCUGUACACAACAUCGCUAAUGAUGACACCGUAUAAGACAUCGCUAAUUAUGACGCUGUAUACGACAUCGCUAAUGACACCGUAAAAGGCACGCUAACGAGGAUGCUGUACACGACAUCACUAAUGAGGACAGUGUACAAGCCAUCGCUAAUGAGGACACUGUAUAUGACAUCGCUAACGAGGACACUGUACAAGGCAUUGCUAACGAGGACGCUGUACACAACAUCGCUAAUGAGGACACCAUAUAAGACAUCACCAAUGAGGAUGCUGUAUAUGACAUCGCUAAUGACACCCACAAGGCAUGCUAACGAGGACGCUGUAGACGACAUUGCUUAUAAGGACACCGUACAAGACAUCGCUAACGAGGACGCUGUAUACGACAUCGCUAAUGAGGACGUUGUAUAUGACAUCGCUAAUAAGGAUGCUUUACAAGACAUAGCUAAUGAGGUUGCUGUAUAUGACAUCGCUAAUGAGGACAUUGUAUAUGACAUCGCUAAUGAGGACGCUCUAUACGACAUCACUAACGAGGACGCUGUAUAUGGCAUCGCUAAUGAGGAUGCUGUAUACGAAUUCGCUAAUAAGGACGCUGUAUAUGACAUUGCUAAUGAGGACACUGUACAAGACAUCUGUAAAAAAGAAGACGCUGCCAAUGUAAGACACUUUUCUUUGUCUUGAACAGAAAUGUUACUUUCCUGGCUUCUUUCCAAUCAGAUGUAGACAUGAACAUCUGCCAGUGUGCAUUAUCAAUGUCAUCUGCAGUUUAAUCAAAUGUAGACAUGAACAUCUGCCAAUGUGGACUAUUUAUGACAUCUGCAAUUCCCUUGGUGUGGUGCUAUUGAUUGGCAGCCUCUCACCAACCCAUGCCAGGCACACUGGGGUGUGGUAGAUGGCAGCAUCCACGAUCCACUGCAAUGCAGAGGUGUUUCCCUCCACAGCAGUUUUCCCCCAUGGAUUAAGAGUUGUGAAACUGCCAAUCUAGAUACACUUUAAAGAUAAAUUCUGUGGGAAAAGG